Messenger RNA from Penicillium concentricum, 2067 nucleotides. RefSeq lists its product as uncharacterized. Lineage: Eukaryota; Fungi; Ascomycota; Eurotiomycetes; Eurotiales; Aspergillaceae. The record is from RefSeq and is a predicted model, not a curated record. The coding region runs from base 1 to 2067 and encodes 688 amino acids. The transcript has a single exon.
AUGUCUGGUCAUAUUUCAUCGGAGCAUUCUCGCUCGAAUUCACGAUCCUCUCAAACGCCACACUCCAGAGAUUCGACGCCUCGCCACUCCUUCGGUCGCACCUCCGUCUCCAAUCCAAAUGUCUUCGCCGACGAAUACUCAUUAGAACCCAUUGAGUCCGAUCGCAUCCAACGCCCCCACAGUCCUUCAUCCAUUGCAUCCUCCGCUACUCUUCGUGAGAACAAUCAGUCAAGGACCGUCAGCACGGCUACAACCGAGAACGAGAACCCUUUUGCCGAUGACGCUCGGGUGUCCUUCGAUGAACCCUAUCGGUCAAGUCUGCCCCAAAAGGGCUACCCUUUCGCCAACAACCGUAACUCAACCUCCUCUCUCAACUCGACACCGUCUAUGAUCCAGCGAAAUCAGAGUGUCUCUUCUCGUUUCUCGAUUCCCCGCGCUCUCAGUCCCUACACCGGAGCCACCGGACCCAGCCAUCCAUAUGGUAUGUAUCCACAAGUUGGGGUUAGCCGGACGCCUAGUGUGGGUAGUACUUCGACAAUACGCCCGGUCGAACGCCCACUUGAAGACUCAACUGGUCCACAGCACCCCUACGCGAUGUACUCGCAGAAUGUGGUCGAGGAAGGAAUGGAUGAUGAUAUCAUCCCGGUCGGAUUUCCAGGUCAUAACCCACCAUAUCAGCCACCCGCUGGUCGCCAAGCUGAUGAUGUGGGUGAUAUCAUUGGACUGGAUGGUCAUGCAGAGCCGCUACCACCCUAUUCACGCUAUCCAACUGGUGUCGUACCCAAGCCUCCAGGGGCUGAACCGAUAGCCGAUCUCGAGACCCCGCCGGAGGAACAUCGUCUCAACAAUGAAAGCCCAAGAGCACCGCCGGUUUCAGAAACAUCAUCAAGGGCUUUGAUGCCUGAACAUUCUGGUGAUGGGAACGGAGAGGAAAGAGUUGUUGCCACCACAGGCAUCAUGGCUUUCGAAGAGAAGCUCAAACGCAAGGGGAAACAGACUGCAUGUUGUGGCCUGCCAGUGUGGACCUUGGUCCUCAUUGCAACUGUGAUGCUCAUUGGAGGAUGUAUUGGAGGUAUCAUUGGGGGUAUUCUGGGAACCAAGAAAGCCGCAGAAGCUACAAAGGAUGACCAAGAAGCACAAAAGUCCAGCGCCUUACCAAUUAUAACGGUCACUGCGACUCCUCAGAUGGAUGCGUCCAUGAUAUCAACCCCCACAAACAUCAAAGAAAUCCCUACCGGCAGCUAUCUGGUUCCAUCCGGUUAUCAGAAUGGAUCUGGGCUUUGCGUGGACGAAUCGAAUUACGGGAAAGCCUGGAAAUGCAUGCAAAGACCGAGCGAAUUUAGCAUUCAUAUCGGCGAAUCAAAAGGUCACCAUUCCAUCGCUUUCGACUAUGGUCCUCCAACCACGACCUUCACAUAUGGUGCCCAGGCGCCUUAUUGGUCUGCUACACCUACGCAAGCAUUGAGUAUGGCCAUUGAUACCACUGAUAUUGGCAUGGGCCCUGCUCUGUUCUUCCUUUCGCCGUUCGACAAGUUGGUCAUUGUCCCGGAGGAUACAUUCUCUAAUUCCCUUUCCAAGCGCACAUGGGUGGAAGACGGGUGGGCACAGGCAGACGCCUACAAGAACCUGAAGCAGACUGCAGAGGUCGGCGACAAGCCAUGGUUCUGUUGGUGGAAUAAUACGAUGAUGGAGUUCUUCUUGUACGUCAACCAGUCGACGUCGUAUUCCUUGAGCUCCACCGCUGCCAUCAACAGCAACAUGCCAGCAAGCACAGCUGGCUUGAAUUCUGACUCCAAACGUGGCGACUACCCCACCGUCGAUUACCCACGGAGGAUCAAGAUGGAAGAGCGCCGAGACGACCCAUCGCGUGAAUCUCCUUACUGUCAGCAAAUGCAAAUCCGCAAUAACGGGGGUCUGGCGCUUCUCUCGGGCAACAUUGUCAACAUCAAAGAGAAUGAGCCCACACCGACUACUACCUACACCAAUUAUAACGGUGGCACUGCCCAGACAUACACUGCCAAGGCAUCAUACGCCAGCCCGUGCUACUGUGUGUCUCUGACUGACUAG